AACAUUAAUUUGGUAAACUUGUGAAAUUAAUACUAUUUUUGAAAAUAAAAAAGAAUUUGAACUCUAUUAUUUUGAAAUCAAUUUAUACCGGUUUUUAUGAAUAUGAUUAGAAAUAUUAGUUUCCCGUUUCUAUUGACCAAUUUAUUGUCCACACAAAAUUAAUUUUAUGUAUUCCUUUCAGUCUUCUAAGUGUCGUCAAUGUUAACUUAUGAAACAUCUAAAUAGAAAGUAGUCUCAAAAUUGUUCGUAUUUAUAUAUUAUAAUUUAUAAACAAAAUGAAAAUUUUAUUUCAAGUCUGUGUCAUCUUUGUGAUUUUUAAUGAAAUUUUGAGCCUUGUAUAUACAGGAGAUACAAUUAUUUGUCCGCCAAAUAUGGAACCUUACUCAAUUUAUGAGAAUAGUACUGAAGAGGUCUGUGAUUGUGAAGAGAAUUUUUUAUAUUACAUUAAAGAUGAUUCUUGUUACGAACCCUUUAGACAAGGACCUUGUCCAGAUGAACAUUACUUAACUCUUUCUCCUACAGACACAGUUGCAAAAUGUGUAAAAAAUCCAUGUGGUAUAGAUGGUUUUGUUCCUUAUAAUGGAAAAUGUCAAAUCCUAUGGGCGCAAGGAAAACCCUGUGAAGAUGAAUUUCUUUAUUUAGGCAUCAACAAAGAUUUUCAAAUUGAAUGCAGUGUAUUAGGAUAUAUGGGAAUCCAAGAAAAUUUGAAAACGUCAAAAUCAUGCCCAAAAAAUUCGUACCUUACUUCAACAAAUGAGGAUAAUACAAGUUAUGCUUGUGUUUGCAAACCAACAUUUUUAUAUUCCACAAUAGAUAAUUCCUGCCAUCAGGCUUAUAAACAGGGUCCUUGCCCAACGGGAAAUUAUAUUAUACUUCCUAGCGAAGAACAAGUUCCAAGAUGUGCUAACAAUCCUUGUCAUAAAAAUGGUUUAGUUCCGUUCGCAGGUGGAUGUCAUGAAGUUGGCAAAAGUGGACCUCCUUGUUCAAAUGAUUUCAAAUUAAUUGUGGAUAAAAAAACUUUUAAGUUGCGUUGUAUUGAUAUUUAUUUUAUAGAUUACGACGAUUUUGUAGGUGUUGGUGGCAUUAUAAAUGCACCUCGCAAAGCUUGUCCAGCAGGAAGUCGAAGAGUUCUCUCACACUGUAAACACAUGUUUCAAUAAAAAAUUGUCAAGUUAAAA
This is a messenger RNA of Leptopilina heterotoma, 1178 nucleotides long. Its product is annotated as protein jagged-2-like. Lineage: Eukaryota; Metazoa; Arthropoda; Insecta; Hymenoptera; Figitidae. Bases 276 to 1160 code for a protein of 294 amino acids. The record is from RefSeq and is a predicted model, not a curated record. The transcript is spliced from 3 exons.